AUGUCAUUUCCGGCGAAAAUGCAGACACGAAGCAGUCUGUUAGCGUUCUGUCAACGUUCUAUCGCGUUCCAGACACUCUGUUACGUUUCAGCUAAUGGGAUAUAUGCAUCAGAGCCCAACAUAGUCAAGUAUGCAAAUAUUGCAAACCAUUUGCCUGACAAGACCAUUCGUGACGUGGCAUUCCGCAUCAAAUGGAUGAAUGAAACUGUGAUCAAUAAUAAUAAAAAAGAAAUUAUGAAAAGUGAUAAAAGGGGUACAAAAAGACGAGUUGAUGACAACCCAAGUAUUAGUGUGGGUUCUAUUAAUUCAGAUGAAGCUGAUUCAUUCAAAGCUUCAUUAGGUGUUGUUGGAGAGCUAGUUGAAGAAAAUUACAAAGCUUAUGAUCAAAUUAACUCAAACUUUGGUUCUCUAGAGACAUAUACAAAUUUCAAUCUUUUAAGCCAAGCAAGGAAUAACAUAUUUAAAAUAAUUAGCUACAUGGACGAAGAUGUAGAGCUAAUGAAGUACCUGCCACCAAUUCCCGAAAAGAUUAACAUUGAAGUUGCCAACUUGUUCCUAGGACCAUUCUAG
This is a messenger RNA of Impatiens glandulifera, 570 nucleotides long. RefSeq lists its product as uncharacterized. The record is from RefSeq and is a predicted model, not a curated record. The transcript is spliced from 7 exons. The coding region runs from base 1 to 570 and encodes 189 amino acids. NCBI's taxonomy places the organism in Eukaryota, Viridiplantae, Streptophyta, Magnoliopsida, Ericales, Balsaminaceae.